Cornus florida is the source of this 989-nucleotide messenger RNA. RefSeq lists its product as uncharacterized. The record is from RefSeq and is a predicted model, not a curated record. The transcript has a single exon. NCBI's taxonomy places the organism in Eukaryota, Viridiplantae, Streptophyta, Magnoliopsida, Cornales, Cornaceae. The coding region runs from base 47 to 661 and encodes 204 amino acids.
UCUCUAUCUCUCUCUCUCUCUCUCUCUCUCUCUCUCAUGCUAAUACAUGGCUGAUCAGAACAUUACCAGCACAGCAAUAAUGGAGUCAAAGCCUUCACACCCACUUCACCAAAUCGCAGAAACACCCACCCACAAGCUUCUUCUGAAGCAAUGGCUCAAGGAAGAAGAACUAAUCCUCGGACGAAUCGCUCUCAAAGAGACCCAAAUCGACAGUGCCCGCAAAGAGAUCACCCAACUCUACUGUUUCUUCUUCCUCUUCCACUCCACAUCUCUCAUCCUCCUCUUCUCUGCCUCUUCUUCACAAGGUGAGUCCUCCUUCUCCUGCCACAGAUCUUGGAUCCCAUCCCUCUGUUCCCUCCUCUGCUCUCUCGGGAUCAUCUGGGCCGUCCGAUACAAGACCGACGUCGAGGGCCACUUGGAGAGGCUUUUGGAGAGAGAGAAAGAGGAUAUGAAGCUCUUGGCCAGAUGUGUUGAGGAGUUGAAGAGAAAAGGUGUCGAAUUCGAUUUGUUGAAGGAGGUGGACGCGCUCAGGAGGGCUAAGAGCUUGAGGGUUGAAGCCAAACCGGUCCGAAAAUGGUCAGCUAGGGACUUUGUCACUCUCUUCUUCUUCACUGUGUCUUGCCUGGUACUUGCACUCACAAGGAUUAUUCUCUGUAAUUAGGGUUUCAAUACAAGCAUCAAUUUCAGAAAUAUAUUGGGUUUUUGGUUUUUGGAAAUGGGUAAUUGUUAGAUUGGAUUAAAUGGGAAUAUGUUGUUACAUUUUGUUGAUUGAAAUUGGCUUUUUUUUACCUUUCAUUUAACUCUUCAUUUGAAGUUUGAUCAGUAUCACUUUUGGGGGUGGCAGAAGUUACUGGUUUCUGUCAUUACUCUUAGCAGCAGAAAAUUGGGAUGUGUGGAGGUCUGGAAAUAGCAGAAUGCACUGUUCUGCUUUUGUAAUUUGGGGAGCCCUUACGGAGAAUAUAAUGAAAUAAAUUUGCAUUUUUUUGUUA